This is a messenger RNA of Amphimedon queenslandica, 1182 nucleotides long. RefSeq names its product protein NLRC3-like. The transcript is spliced from 6 exons. Gene Ontology annotation, biological process: nucleocytoplasmic transport; activation of GTPase activity. Gene Ontology annotation, cellular component: perinuclear region of cytoplasm; cytosol; nucleus. The record is from RefSeq and is a predicted model, not a curated record. Gene Ontology annotation, molecular function: GTPase activator activity; small GTPase binding. The annotation marks the transcript as partial. NCBI's taxonomy places the organism in Eukaryota, Metazoa, Porifera, Demospongiae, Haplosclerida, Niphatidae.
GGUGUGGCUGGAUUUUUGCAGCAACCAACCAUUUGCAUUGUAGAGAGAAACACGCGCAGUGGAGUAUCAAUGGGUCAGUUCCAAUCCAUAGCGCUCAAGAAGGCCCUGGAGAAAGAAGAGGAUGUCUUUGAGAGAGGAGAAGGGACCACUCUAAACCUACAGGGGCUUACAAUCAGUGAGAAAGAUGCCAAACUCUUAGCAGACACUUUCAAAAAGCAUCAAAGCCUCGGAGAAAGACUACAGCUUGUUCAACUGGGAGCUUGUUCUUUAUCACCGACUGCAAUACACAAUAUAGUUACCGGGAUAGCUAGAACAAGAAUUGCUAGCACUAUUACUAGAAUAGACUUGAGCACGUCUAGCAGCAUACCAGAGGGUAACCCUUUGGGUAAUGAUGGAUCAGUUAGCAUAGCAUUAUUUAUUCGAAGUUGUAAGAACCUCCAGCACAUGAAAGCAGCUGCCUGUCAGUUGGAAUGUGGAGGGAUGAGUAAUAUAUCAGCAGCUGUGUCUUCAAGUACCUCAUUAAAGACCCUGGAUUUAAGUUAUAACAAUAUCGCUGAUACUGGUGCUCAGUAUCUUGGCUCUGCUUUGGCUGCUAGCAAGUCUCUCCAAGGUUUCUCGUUAUGGAGGAACCUCAUCACGCCCGAAGGUUGUAAGUACCUUGCUGAAGGUCUCAGCGAGAACUCUAGUCUCAAAUGGCUUGGGCUUGGUUGUAACAGCAUUGGAGAUAAAGGAAUGGAAUAUUUAAUGGAAGCACUAGUUGAUAAUAUUGCCAACUGCAAGCUGACUUGGCUUGCAUUAGGUAAUAACAAUAUUUCUGACGACGGUAUUGAAAAACUUGCUGAGUUUCUCACGGCCGGUUGGACGAGUAUUGAUGAUGAUGAGGGAGAAGAAGGUGUGGCUUGUCCAGUAACAUCCCUCGGGCUAGGAGGAAAUGAGAUAGGGGACAGAGGAGCUAAGGAACUGGCUCAAGCACUUGAUGUGAAUGACAAAUUGUCAUCUCUCGGUCUUUCUUGUAAUAAAAUUGGUGAUGAAGGUGCAAAGGCGCUAGCUGAGAUGCUCCGAAGUAACCAAACGCUAGAGAACCUUUCGCUCUCUUCAAAUCAAAUCGGAACCGACGGAGGGGAAACCCUCAUAGCCUCACUCUGUGAUAACACGACGCUAUCAAAACUACUGCUAGCACAG